CAUGCCUCAGCAGCUGUCGGGAAGACCUCCUUAUUCCCACUCGUGACUCCCAUGCACUUCCCUUACGGCAUACUCAUGUGGCUAUGUGGGUGCCGUAGAUUGCUGUUAUCCUCCAUAUCUCCCGCAAUCGUCGCCAAACUGAAACAUACAAAAGAAGCUGAGAGGAGAGAAAAGUGGAAGAAAAGGACGGAAACGAAAAGGAAUUUUUGGAAUGCUUUUGGGUUUGUGUUGAAUCUAAUUCAUAUAACGCUAUUUUGCUUCUAUACCUUCUCUAUUAUUCUUAGUCUUGCUUGCUCCUCUAUGCCUCAAUCUUAGUGGCUUGACUAACGUGGGUCCAGUGAACGCAACUUCUCGGUCGACAGGCGUUUGUUGCCGGCGGUGUAGCAGAUGGGUUGCGUCAGCUCCAAGCAGGCAGUGCCGGCGACGCCUGCUUUGGACCAUUUCGGUGCGUUCCUGGACAGCAGUGUCGGGUCGGGUAAAUCGGGUCGUAUACGAACCGGUUCGGGAGAGAAUGAGAAGGGGAAUGGUAGUAAUAAUAAGAAAAAGAGUGGCAAGUCGUUGGUGGUGGUGGGGUUGAGUGGUGUCGAGUUGGGUGAGUCCGGGAGACCGAGUUCGAACGUGAACUAUUCUUCAUUGAGCUUCAGAUUGGGGAAUUUGCAAAAGUACGUGGAGGUGGAGCACGUGGCGGCUGGCUGGCCUGCUUGGCUCAGUGCCGUCGCCGGCCAAGCCAUUCAUGGCUGGAUUCCUCUCCGAGGCGACGCCUUUGAAAAAUUAGAAAAGAUUGGACAGGGAUAA
This is a messenger RNA of Juglans microcarpa x Juglans regia, 795 nucleotides long. RefSeq names its product protein IMPAIRED IN BABA-INDUCED STERILITY 1-like. The coding region runs from base 388 to 795 and encodes 135 amino acids. NCBI's taxonomy places the organism in Eukaryota, Viridiplantae, Streptophyta, Magnoliopsida, Fagales, Juglandaceae. The transcript is spliced from 3 exons. The record is from RefSeq and is a predicted model, not a curated record.